CCCCAGUAGAUGCCGUGGAGUUUGAGUUUUGCUGCAUCCGUCACUGAAGAACAAAAUAAGAGUAGAGGAGACAGACAGUCUGCAGAGCAUGGGAGGCGGUGGGGUUUUCUGAAACGUUUGCUAGGCUUUUCGUGGAGCAUGAGCUUUUAAAACGAAUUCUUUUUAAAGAAACUCAUUAGUGUGGCUGGGAAAAUGAUACAUAUGCUAAAUGCAGCAGCCUAUCGGGUGAAAUGGACCAGAUCCGGUGCUGCUAAGAGGGCUGCCUGCCUGGUGGCUGCGGCAUAUGCUCUGAAAACCCUCUAUCCCAUCAUUGGCAAGCGUUUAAAGCAGUCUGGCCACAGGAAGGAAGAAGCUGCCGCUUACCCGCCUGCAGAGAAAAGAAAAAUACUGCAUUGCACAGAAAUCGGCUGCAAAAAGGCUGCGCCCGGACUGAAUGCAGAAUUUUUCAAACAGCUACUAGAACUUCGGAAAAUACUCUUUCCAAAACUUGUGACCACUGAAACGGCGUGGCUCUGCCUCCACUCGGUGGCUCUAAUCUCAAGAACAUUUCUUUCUAUCUAUGUGGCUGGUCUGGAUGGGAAAAUCGUGAAGAGCAUCGUGGAAAAGAAGCCUCGGAGUUUCAUCAUCAAAUUAGUCAAGUGGCUUAUGGUUGCCAUCCCUGCCACCUUUGUCAACAGUGCUAUCAGGUACCUGGAGUGCAAACUGGCUUUGGCCUUCAGAACUCGCUUAGUAGACCAUGCCUAUGAAACCUACUUUGCAAAUCAGACUUAUUAUAAGGUGAUAAAUAUGGAUGGGAGGCUGGCCAACCCGGACCAGUCCCUCACUGAAGACAUUAUGAUGUUCUCACAAUCUGUGGCUCACUUGUAUUCCAACCUUACCAAACCUAUUCUAGAUGUAAUCCUAACUUCCUAUACUCUCAUCCGGACUGCUACAUCCAGAGGAGCAAGCCCAAUAGGGCCCACCCUGUUAGCCGGACUUGUGGUAUAUGCCACUGCUAAAGUGCUGAAAGCUUGCUCUCCCAAAUUUGGUACACUGGUGGCCGAGGAAGCUCAUAGGAAAGGCUAUCUGCGGUAUGUUCACUCCAGAAUCAUAGCCAAUGUGGAAGAAAUUGCCUUCUACAGAGGACAUAAGGUAGAAAUGAAGCAACUGCAGAAAAGUUACAAGGCUUUAGCUUAUCAGAUGAACCUUAUUUUAUCCAAGCGCUUGUGGUACAUCAUGAUAGAACAGUUCUUGAUGAAAUAUGUGUGGAGCAGCUGUGGACUAAUUAUGGUGGCUAUACCUAUUAUCACUGCAACAGGCUUUGCUGAUGGUGAUCUGGAGGAUGGCCCAAAGCAGGCUAUGGUUAGCGAUCGGACAGAAGCCUUUACUACUGCCAGAAAUUUAUUGGCCUCUGGAGCUGAUGCUAUUGAAAGAAUUAUGUCUUCAUACAAAGAGAUCACUGAACUAGCAGGCUAUACUGCUAGAGUAUACAAUAUGUUCUGGGUCUUUGAUGAAGUGAAAAGAGGUAUUUAUAAGAGAAAUGUCACUCAGGAGCCUGAAAAGCAUGGCAAAAGAGGAGAUGACAUGGAACUACCCCUCAGUGACACCCUGGCCAUUAAAGGAACAGUUAUUGAUGUGGACCACGGAAUCAUAUGUGAAAACGUGCCCAUAAUUACACCAGCAGGAGAAGUGGUGGCUUCCAGGCUAAACUUCAAAGUAGAAGAAGGGAUGCACCUUUUGAUUACUGGUCCCAACGGCUGUGGGAAAAGCUCUCUCUUCAGGAUCUUAAGUGGGCUAUGGCCUGUGUAUGAAGGCGUCCUCUAUAAACCACCUCCCCAGCACAUGUUCUAUAUUCCGCAGAGGCCAUACAUGUCUCUUGGAAGUCUACGUGAUCAAGUCAUUUAUCCCGAUUCAGUGGAUGACAUGCAUGAAAAAGGUUAUACUGACCAAGACCUAGAAGGCAUUCUGCACAGUGUCCACCUCUACCACAUAGUGCAAAGAGAAGGAGGGUGGAAUGCUGUUACGGACUGGAAAGAUGUCCUAUCUGGAGGAGAAAAGCAGAGAAUGGGUAUGGCACGGAUGUUUUAUCAUAAACCCAAGUAUGCAUUGCUGGAUGAAUGUACCAGUGCCGUGAGCAUUGAUGUUGAAGGAAAGAUAUUUCAGGCUGCUCUAGGGGCUGGGAUUUCCUUGCUGUCCAUAACACACAGGCCUUCUCUGUGGAAAUACCACACUCAUUUAUUACAAUUUGAUGGCGAAGGAGGUUGGCGCUUUGAACAGUUGGACACUGCUACCCGCUUAACACUAAGUGAAGAGAAACAGAAGCUAGAGUCUCAACUAGCUGGAAUUCCCAAAAUGCAGCAGAGACUCAACGAACUGUGUCAAAUUUUGGGAGAAGACUCGGUGCUGAAAACAAACCAAAAUGAAGAGGACACACCCUAAAAUUGAUCUCGCUGUGCUUUAAGGUAACUUUUAGGUAAAGCCCUGGAGACUCUCUUCACUGCAUGCAGUGUGUUAAGUGCAGAGAAAGCAGGCCAGCAAAAAGUGUUUUGUAUAAGAUAACCUUUCAAAAGAGAAAAGGUGAAAUCAUUAGUUGAGACCAAUCUUGACUUCCACUAAUGCCCAAUCAAAGGCCAACUCACCUAUAAAGCAGGACCCUCGAUGUGAAUGCAUGUGGUCUGGGGUUCUUCAUGUGGGAGAAAGCCCCAAGGCAAAGCAAUGAGAACAGCACCUGGCUUGACGCCAGGUGUGCAGAAUUAGAACUCCGAGCGCUGUUUCCGCCCACUCACCAUGGACGGGAGGUGCAACACCUGAAAUCCAUAAUCAGCAUUGCCGGCGGCCAGCUAAAUCUGUGUGCAAAAUGACAGUUUGAUUUAAAAAAAUCAAUAUGAGAAACAAAUGCAUUUUAAUGACAGUAGUGGAAAACAGGCGUGGCUAGGCAAGUAAGUAUAAACUACUGUAUAUAAAAUUUUCAGACUUUGAGCAGCUUAAUACAGACACAAACAAUUAACUUUAAUAAGAAUUGUUUGUAUUUAUUAAAAACCCUUUUACUUUUAAAAAGAGGUUUGGCCACACAGAAGAGGAGGAUCCCAACCAUGCUCAUCCUGGCUGUGCUUGACUCCACAGAGCUAUCUGCUUCACCUUUUAGGCAGGAAUACUGCUUGUUUGGUGCCCAAAGAAGCAUUUUUAAAACUUGGUUAUUGUGCUAAAUGUGGAUCCUAGAGUUCAUAGUUAUUCCCACAUUCAUUUCACUUUACUCUGCCUUUGAAGCAGUCUUUUGAGGCAUCUAGUUUUUGCUCAUUUGUUUCGGAGAAAACAGACACUCCAAAUUAUUUAAUCGUGUGACUUAUUUUGGAAGACAAUGUAGAGGUCAAAUGAAGUUCAUGACUCUCUGAUUCAGUGCUGUAACCACUAUUGUCCCCUCAAUUUAACUGGGCUAUGAUGUCAACAAAAAAUGAGAUGGGCCAGGCAGGUGGCCAGUAAUAGAAUUGUAGGCAGAGCAGGGAUAAGGGAAAAGUUAAAGUAGAUAAGUAGAUACAAUUGAGGGCAUGGAGAAAUGACACUUGCUUCUCUCCUAGGGAACCUUAAAUUUAUUGCCAGCACCCACAUGGUGGCUCCAAAACUAUGUCUAAUUCCAGUUCCGGGGGAUCUGAUGCCCUCUUCUAGCCUCCAAGGACCUUGCAUGCAUGUAGUGCUCAUACAUAUAUUCAGGCAAGAUACUCACAUACAUAGCAUUAAAAAAUAAAUAAAUCUGAAAGAUAGUAAAGAUAUUGAAAAUUGGCAUUGCUAAUAAUAUUAUUUAGUUAGUGUUUGCAAGAAAUGGAAAUUGAGUAGGAAAUGGAAUUGUCAUUGGUGUUUGACUUUAAACGAACCAAGGCAGUCAGCACACUGCAGCUAUAUAUGUCUCCUUGAUGCGGGGGUGUCUGCAGCAGCACUCAGAAGGGCAGUACGUCGUACUUCAGGUAAGUUUCGUAUUGCUGAAUAUGAUGAGACACAAUCUAUGCGAGUCCGUCUUAGGAAAUAGAUCUCAUCAGUUUGUGUGCACGGGAGUACCGAGCAUAACUGAUACUUUAAUCUCAUCCUCUCUCAGGCAUGAUGAUGUAUCAAAAACUAAGAGGACCAGUUAUAGUGGCUUAGGCUUUUGUUUGCAUAUUUAGACAUCAUCUUAGCAGAUGCUCAUCUAUCAUAGACUAUUUGGAGCUAGACUACCUGGAAGACAUCCACAAUGAUUGCUGUAAGAAAUUGCAGCAUUUCCACGUGCUCAAUUCCACAAAAUCUGGGCAAUUUGAAUUAUCAGUAAAUGCAACCACCUUACAUGAAGUAAUAAUAUGAAGUUCAUAAUCAGUAAUUUUUCUUUUAUCUAUUACUACUACUUCCUACUAAAAAUGUGAGGCAAGAACUAAAGAUUCUGCCUAGAGAAACUAUGGAACUGGAAAGUGACACUUGUAUUUUAAAACAAUUCCCUUAUCUUUAAACCAUGUUAGCAGUUAGCCAAGUUAUAAUACUAAAGGGGUAAUGUUUGAAACAAAUACAUUGCAUUAGCUUUUAAAGGCACCAGAGGAAAAUUAAAAGUUCACAUUUGAAACUAUAAUUUUCCAUUUAAGACCUGCUAUCUACUGAUUUUCUGAAUUGCUUUUUCUGAGACCAAAUAGUUUUUUUAAAAAAAAAGUUACUGAUUUUUCUGAACUACUUUUUCUGAGACCAAAUAGCCUGUCUUGGAGGGAGAACUCUGAUGAGAACUUGUGUUAGGUACCACAACACUCUUUCCAAAGUGGGAGAGCAGAGCUGAUAUUCUAACAGGCACACUUGUGAAAACGUGGAGAUCCCUGAGCCAUCUUCUUCUUUGAAUAGAACAAAGAAUGAAUAAGGAAAAUGAAGUAUAACUUCAAGUGUCAAAUGUUCUUGCCCUCAGAAAAGGCUCAAUUAUUUGGGGGGUUAACUCACAAGCUGCCUUCCGUAUAAAUGUAACGUUCUAUCUGCAGCUCUCUGCAGCACGCUCUGGCAUGCCAAGCAUGAGUCUGAAGCUGCGUGCACUCUCAUAGACAGGAUAGUCUCUACAAUGCUCUUGAAUCCAAAGGUGAUGAUCUAACUUGAAAACCAACCCAAAUUAUCCCUCUUUACCCAGGAAUGCUUUUCCUUUGAUGGUAAUUUAACUGUUGCUCCGAAUUUUGGUGUGUCAAAAAUAAAAAGGUAUAGACAAAUGUGUUGGUUUUUAUUUGAGUAAAAAUGUGUGCUUGUGAAAGAUGUAACUUACUUCCAUAUUUGAAAUAGUUUUUGCCUGUGUGUUCCCCCAAAGCUUGUUGUACGGUAGAACUGAAACCCAGAGGAAGUUACGUGUUUAGAGAUGUGAAAAACGUGGUAACCAUUAUUAAAUUAUUUAUUUAAAGAGA
Messenger RNA from Mesocricetus auratus (golden hamster), 5366 nucleotides. RefSeq names its product ATP binding cassette subfamily D member 2 (gene Abcd2). Gene Ontology annotation, cellular component: peroxisomal membrane. NCBI's taxonomy places the organism in Eukaryota, Metazoa, Chordata, Mammalia, Rodentia, Cricetidae. The record is from RefSeq and is a predicted model, not a curated record. Gene Ontology annotation, molecular function: ATP binding; ABC-type transporter activity; ATP hydrolysis activity. Gene Ontology annotation, biological process: fatty acid beta-oxidation; peroxisome organization; very long-chain fatty acid catabolic process. The coding region runs from base 193 to 2418 and encodes 741 amino acids. The transcript is spliced from 10 exons.